AUGCAGGCUACGGCUGAACACGCAACAGCUAAAAUAGCGGUGUGGUGGGACAUGAAGGACUGUCCGAUUCCGGAGGGUUAUGAUCCUGCUCUGGUCCGACAGAGUAUAGAAGGGGCGUUCAAGGAAAAAGGCUACUCUGGCCCUGUCUCCGUCACUGCCUAUGGUGACCAAACACAAACCUCUGGUCACAUCCUGCAAGGGCUCUUAUCCACUGGAGUCUCUGUAGUACAUACCAGACCCGAAAGCACAAACUACCACAUGCAUCGGGAUAUGGUGGAGUGGCGAGGUCAGAAUCCUCCUCCGGCUACAAUGAUGAUCAUAUCAGAUAAGGUGCCAGGUGUCUUCGAUUGGGAUCUGCUCAGGCUACAACAACGGACUCUAUACAACCUUUUUCUGGCUUAUUCAGUUAAGCCUCUAUGUGGUACUCUUCUCUGCACAAGUGAAGAGUGGUGCUGGAGAUAUUUACUAUUUAGUAGUCUAAGCCGACGACGAGAAGUUGUUCAGUGUGCCAAGUUGUAUUGCUACUCGUGCGAUUUCGAUUGCCAAAGCCUCAAGAAAUUCCAGAAGCAUCUCUCGACUUAUAAGCAUGCACGGGAAGAGCAUGUAAACCCUACGCACGACGAGGUCGUUUGUGUAACGGAGAGCUGGGGAAGGAACUACAAGGCUACUCCUGAAUUUGCGACAGCUAAAAUACAGGUGUGGUGGGACAUGUCGACUUGUCCGAUUCCCGAAGGUUAUGAUGCUCCUCUCGUCCGUCCCAGUAUGGAAGCGGCAUUCAAGGAACUAGGCUACUCCGGUCCUGUCUCUAUCACUGCCUAUGACGACCAUAAUCAUACUCCCCUGCAAACUCUGCAAGCUCUCUCUUCCACUGGUGUCCUUGUUGUACAUGUCAUUCCCGAUUUCAAAGACUUGUCUUCAGAUCUGCACGCUUGGCAUUAUGCUAAUCCACCUCAAACAGCUGCUAUAAUGAUGGUCAUAUCGGAUCAUGUGGAUUGGAAUUCACAUGGUCUUGUCCGCCUACUACAAGAGAAUAAUUACAACCUUUUUCUGGCUUAUUCAUUUAGGCCUUCCAAAAUGUCAUUCCUGCUCACUUCGGCAGAGUGGCUCUGGGAAAGCUUACUUGCAGGUUCAGAGAAAAGAGCACUACGCAGUGAAAGUGAAAGCGGUGGUGCACCUACCUCAAGGAGAAUAGACUUCCUGCGUUUUAUAACUCCAAACUUCAGUUCAACAUGCGAGCUCGAAUAG
Eruca vesicaria subsp. sativa (arugula) is the source of this 1245-nucleotide messenger RNA. NCBI's taxonomy places the organism in Eukaryota, Viridiplantae, Streptophyta, Magnoliopsida, Brassicales, Brassicaceae. The record is from the annotation of a GenBank genome assembly.